Bipolaris maydis ATCC 48331 is the source of this 1571-nucleotide messenger RNA. RefSeq lists its product as uncharacterized. The record is from RefSeq and is a predicted model, not a curated record. NCBI's taxonomy places the organism in Eukaryota, Fungi, Ascomycota, Dothideomycetes, Pleosporales, Pleosporaceae.
GCCCACCUUUCUGCAAAUCCUGAAAAUCGCGUCGCUAUUGCGGACGUCACAAGUUUCUAGCUACACGCACCUCUUCAGCCAUGCCUGAGCCCUACCAACACUUCAACUUCCUUGGAAUACCUCGCGAGAUCCGAGAUGCAGUCUAUGAAUAUACACUUUGUUCUUUCAGCCAGCGCCGUGGCCCGUAUGAUAUUACACAGUGUGCAGGCCUGUGCUCACGGACAGAUGUGCAACUGUGCCAUUUCACUGGGAACCUCAACCUCUUGCUUGCGAAUAAACAAAUCCACAAUGAAGGCUACAAGAUUAUGUCGGAGAAAAAUCUGUUUGUUGUUGUUCAAAUCCACGACUCCGUGAACGAAUGCUCAAUGAUACACGGCCAUUUACCGCCAGCAUUUGUUCUGUAUUCCGCUUACCACAAUGAACGAGAGCAGAUGCGUUCGGAAUCAUACCCGUGGCACACCAUGCGUAUAAGACUAGACAGCAAAAAUAAUAUGACAGGAGAUAUGGCGAUGAAUGGCGAGUAUACCGAGAUUGUCAUGUUAUUGGAAGACUGUAUGAAUAUACUCCAGAGAUUUGGACUUCGCGUUACCGAUGAAAAGCUGCCUGACCCAAAUGGAAGAUUGCUUGCUAUGCGACUACCAAUAAAGGUAGUGGUGGAGCUCAAUCCCAAGAGGGGAGGGUACGACAGGGAGACCAGCUACAUGAAUCUACGGAACUCCCACUCAGCCAUCGACCAGAAGAAGCUUCUGAAGUGUAUAGGAAACACUUUUCGCGCUUACGACAAUUUUGAGAUUAAAAAUUGCGAUGAAGAAGCACUAGCUGCAGAAGUUGUCCAGCAAGUAUCCAAGGAUCCGUCUAUCAGUCUCGCUUUAUUCCAAGCUCACAUCGAAAGACAUGCUAGCAAUUCCGAAACCUCUUGGAAUCAGGGAAAUAUCGUGGAAUGCGCCAACUUCUGUACCGAUGGGCUUGAGCUAGUCCACCGUGUUCGAUUCAGCGCUCCACUCGUGUACCAGCUGUGUGACGAUGGUUUACAGAAUUGUUUCCAGACGAGCCAGUUGAUUCACAGACUAUACUACCUCCUAGCACGGUGCACCUUUGCCCAUCUCUCCACGCUAGUCGAUAAGCGUAUUGAGGAAGACAACUAUCAGUACAUCGGCGAUACUGCCCAUGCUCUUUUCGACUUGCUCAAAACUCACAGAAAACGUGUUCACGGUUUCUUAUCACAUUACGAUCCUCCCAUUCACGAGGAAGCCGAAAUUAGUUACAUGAAAGCGAAAGCCCUGCGUGUAGAAUGGGAGUUUCAUUCGAUGGCACCAUGGGGCGAAAUGCUCAGAUGUAUUGAGGAAGCUAAAAGGUUGCAGCCAGGCAAUCCUAUCUAUGAGGAAGAAGAGAGAAAAGCAAAAAAAUGGAUUGAAGAUAACGCGAGAUAUAAAGCUUGCGAUACGAGAAUGAACCAGAUGACGUAUACUGUAGCUCUAAUUCAAUCUAUUCAAAGAGAUGAGUACGAUAUCGCAAGAAGUGAAGGUUGGUAUCAAAGGUCGAUGAGCAAGUACGCGUUGGCCAGACUAUAA